Messenger RNA from Eriocheir sinensis (Chinese mitten crab), 2541 nucleotides. Its product is annotated as homeobox protein Hox-A5-like. The record is from RefSeq and is a predicted model, not a curated record. The transcript is spliced from 4 exons. The coding region runs from base 1130 to 1996 and encodes 288 amino acids. Gene Ontology annotation, molecular function: DNA-binding transcription factor activity, RNA polymerase II-specific; RNA polymerase II cis-regulatory region sequence-specific DNA binding. Lineage: Eukaryota; Metazoa; Arthropoda; Malacostraca; Decapoda; Varunidae. Gene Ontology annotation, biological process: regulation of transcription by RNA polymerase II; cell differentiation.
CCUUUCACCAAGAAAGCCAACCUAAGUCUCCUCCCUCCCCCCAUAAUAAAAAGAAUCCCGGGGGAUCCACCCCACGUGAGUGAUUUUGAUAAGGCGGGCCGGGCUACUUCAUUGCUGGCAUGGCCGUACCGAAGACUACCGGCCGAGAGUCUCUCGUCACGGGAGCGGGAGGCGUGAGUCGGAGGCUGGGCGCGGUGAAUGCACCAACACCCCGGGGCCAACACUUGGGCUCGUGAUAAGAGUGACAGACAGCUGUAGUUGCCGUGCUCGCCGGCUGACGAGCGGCCACCACCAAGGCUAGAGGCUGAUAGUAGUGGCCAGGGCGUGGUGGUGGUGGUGGUGAGAGACAAGAUUAUAAGACCUGCCUAGAUGCAGUCGCUGCCACGCACGCAAUGAAAACUACGUAAUACUUAAUCAUCCCACUGCCAUUACUUGGCAUAAAUCGCUACCUGGUACCUGGCCGGGGCAACCAAUUUAGGGGAAUGCAGUAAUCAGUGCCUCACCUGAUAGACUUAGCGCUAACACCGUCCUCGCCAGGCACUCGCGGCGGCACGAUUAUCGCCGCGCCACAACCCUCCGGUCCUCCUCAUGGUUCAUGUUCGCACGCUAUCACGGACGCGCGCUUGUGGUGAGACGUGACUCUUUAACAACCACGGCUGCAACAGGUUCGUAAGAGUUGAUGCCGAAGAGAUAUAAUUAUAGAAGCCGGGAAAAGCUUGGUUCGACGCGCCAGCCUUCAGGUUUUCGCAUGGGUAAGGGAGUUCAUAACUGCAAGAACACUGGCGCAAGGAGUUUCGUGCGAGUCGAUCUUGAGUGGGCAGAUUGAAGUUUAGACAUUCCCUCAUGACGGGCGUUGCGUGAGUGUGGUGCGGCCCGGCGUAUAUGUCAAGCGAUCUAUCUUGUUUCGAAAAUAUCAAACCCUACACAGACAGCAAGGAAAAUCAAGAACAGGACAAAAGGCAACCAUCACAAAGACAUCCCGAACUAUCUACUACAAGAAAGAAGGAAAAAGAAUUAGCAAAACAAGGAGCACAGAAGGAAACCAACACGAAGGAUAAAAAACACUGGUAAUCGUAGCAUUGGCCGCCACUACUCUGAACUGGACGACCAAGACCUCAAGCGUGACAUCAUGGUUACGCGGUACACCAUAGACCAAAUCCUCUCCCGCGGCAACUCGUCCCCGCCCGAAGCCUCGUCCCCGACCCUCCUGUCCCCUACCACGCCCAUGCACAGCCCGUUAUGGCGACCCACCUCUCUCGACGACCCUUUCAAGACGACCCAGCCGUACCCAGGCGGCGGCAGACACAGGGAACAACGCAGGGAUACUAUGCCUUCGUUCACGUCAGAGAGCGAGGAAAUGCAUAAAAGGGUUGAAGGACGUGAGGACAUGCACUCACUCGCCCGGCCUGUCGCCCUCCGCCCUUCUCACGGCCUCGGUCUGCCCACGCGCGAGUCCCCAGCGCUGGAGGCUUUCGGGUUGAGGCCAGAAGGGGGCUACGGUGGGCUGGAGGGCGGUGCGUACUGGCUCAUGCUGCGGCAAUACAUGGAAGCGCAGUACCAGCUGGGCGGCCCAAGAGGACUCCUGCCCCUACACUUCCAAGGCUUUGACGCAGGUGUGGUGGCGGCGACGGGCUCCGGACGUACGCGGCGGCGCGGCGGUCAGGUGCGGUUCACGGCACAGCAGACCCGCCAGCUGGAGACGUGGUUCUCGCGGCACAAGUACAUCACGCCGCCCCAGAGGAAGACCAUCGCCAGGGAGCUGAGCCUGCACGAGAAGCAGGUCAAGACGUGGUUCCAGAACAGACGCGCCAAGUGGAGGAAAGUGCAGGCCCAGGGCGGCUGUGAGGACGGCGCGGCGGUGAGCUCCCUGGACGUGGACGUGACGGCCGCGUCUCCGGCCUCCUCCCACGACGGCAGCGACAACGACCCCUCAGAGUACAGCCUGGGCGGCGAGGGAGCCUCCUGCCUGGAAGACGCCACGACGCUCUACAACUAACGACGCGAGGACCGCCAGGCGGGGAGCGACGCGCCCCACGCACAGCCAGGUGUGGCCAGGCGGCGUGGCGUGGCCAGGGUUGUCAGAUCUGAGCCUCGGCGCGUUAGCAAGUUCCCUCAACUCUCCUUACCUUCUUAUUUCUUAAAGAAAGAUUAUCUAUUUAUUUAUUUAUAUAUUUAUUUAUUAAUUCCUCACCAGCAUUACAUAGCAGUAUAAGGGGAUAUAAAUCUCUUGCCAGAGAAUCAGCAGAAUGUUGUUAAUUUCAAGGCUGCGCGGCUAUCCAGUCAAUUAGCAGUGCAGCCAGUUCAGGGCCGGGCUGAUUCAUCUCCAAACAGAUUGUUCAUGACCAAAUCUGGCAACCCUGGGCGUAGUGACGGGAGCGUAGCCUAGAGCGUAGACUAACAAGCUGUAGUGGGCGCUUGAAGGAAGAGGAGGAGGAGGGUAGUAGUAGUAGUUAAGGUCAUUGUUAUGUGUGAGUCCAUCUUUCGUCCGUCUGUAGAGCGUAACGCUAACACAAAACUGAGUAAAGAAUCACGUGACUUGUA